Erythranthe guttata (spotted monkey flower) is the source of this 695-nucleotide messenger RNA. NCBI's taxonomy places the organism in Eukaryota, Viridiplantae, Streptophyta, Magnoliopsida, Lamiales, Phrymaceae. The record is from RefSeq and is a predicted model, not a curated record.
AUAGUCAAUUGAUCCGAGCUCAAAUUCUUUUUUUCUUUUUUUAAAGGUCGAAUUUGUAACAUAUAUUUUAUGCCUUAAAAUUAAAGAAAAAGAAAAUUAUAUAUUAGUUUGUAUAUUCUCAAAAUUUGCAAAUUUGCCCACAAAUUAUUUUCCACAACACCAGCAAGUACUACCGGCAAUGGAAAACGGCGACGAUUGGUUGGCCGCCGACAAACUACAGCACAUCCUCUUCUGCUUCUUCAUAUCCAUCAUUUCCUCCCUCCUCGCUUCCCGCACCCGCUACCAAUUCAUCCGCCGCCGCAGCAUUUGGAUCGGAUCUAUUGUCUCUUUCGCCGCCGGCGCCGCCAAAGAGUUCGCCGACGAGUUAGGCUUUUUCAAGUCCGCCGGCGCAUCCGCCAAGGACGCCGUCGCCGAUCUCAUCGGCAUUCUUCUCGCCGCCGCGAUGCUCUACUUUUCGAAUUUCACGUCGAUCCGACCCGACGGUCCGGGUCAGACCCGGAUUAUCGACAUGGUUUGAAUUGCUGCAAACGAAAUCGCUGCGCAAUUGCGUGUUCCUUGAUUUGUGUAAUCAUCCAUCAGAAAGGAGGGAUGUGCAAAACAUUAUCAAGAAGGUUUUGGAUGAACAACUCGAUUCUUGGAGCGAAUUUUGUGUGUGAGGUGAUUGAUCGGAUGAAUGAACUGUUGCAUAAGAAGAA